AUGAUCAUAUCGGAAUUUGGUGGUCGCCCCUCUGUGAUGCUUGACCGUAACUUCAUUAAACGUAAUAAUUUUCGUAAAUAUCAGCAUUCAUCAAAAGGUGAAACUUUGCUUCGUGAAGAACUCUUGAGAGUUUUGCUUUUAACUGUUGGCUCAUAUUUUGUAUCGAAAAGUUCUCAAUGUUGCCAUAGACCUACCAAAUAA
Clunio marinus is the source of this 201-nucleotide messenger RNA. NCBI's taxonomy places the organism in Eukaryota, Metazoa, Arthropoda, Insecta, Diptera, Chironomidae. The record is from the annotation of a GenBank genome assembly.